Anthonomus grandis grandis is the source of this 1938-nucleotide messenger RNA. RefSeq names its product crossover junction endonuclease MUS81 (gene mus81). Lineage: Eukaryota; Metazoa; Arthropoda; Insecta; Coleoptera; Curculionidae. The transcript is spliced from 7 exons. The record is from RefSeq and is a predicted model, not a curated record. The coding region runs from base 135 to 1898 and encodes 587 amino acids. Gene Ontology annotation, biological process: DNA catabolic process; mitotic intra-S DNA damage checkpoint signaling; resolution of meiotic recombination intermediates. Gene Ontology annotation, molecular function: 3'-flap endonuclease activity; DNA binding; crossover junction DNA endonuclease activity. Gene Ontology annotation, cellular component: Holliday junction resolvase complex; nucleus.
GUUUGUCAAUAAUGACAUAACCUAAAGUUAGCACACCACAAUAACAUAACCUAAAACAACAAACAUGCUUAUAGCAAAUUAUUAUUAUUUAAACAAAUUGUUUAUCCCUUGCUAAUAUUGUUCGUUAUAAUUAAAUGAUGAAUUCCAAACAAAAAACUCGAAUAACCGGUAAAUUAAAAUGCCCCAACCCUCUGUUCGAGCAAUGGCUGAUAUCCUGGCGGGACCAAGCGAUGGCAAAAGAGUCGAAGAUGCAGCACACGUUUAAUAGGGCCCUAAAAUCCUUGAGGCUCUACCCAAUACCUUUGGAGUCAGGUAAAGAGUGUAAAAUUCUAAAAGGGUUCGGAGAUACUCUGUGCAGAAUGUUGGACGAUAAGUUAAAAGAGUAUAGGGCCCAUAAUGGGGGAGAAAUUGAGUCUCAAAGGUCUAAGGGAGGUAAUAAUAAAGAUACUGAUAGAGUUAUUACUGAUACGGUGGGUACUAAACCCAGGGGUAAUGCAAGAGAGGUUACUGACGAGGUAAACAAACCUGGGGGUUCGAAACAAUAUGUCCCCCAAUACGGUUCGGGCGGCUAUGCCAUCUUGAUCACCCUAUACACGGAAAGCCUUAAGCCAGACUAUCCAGGAUAUUUAAAAAAAUCAGACAUAGUCCUCUUGGGAACACCUUAUCUGGACAAUUCUUCAUUCACAAAACCAGAUCCUGGAUCAAGAUAUAACGCGUGGUCCUCAAUGAGGACUCUACUAUCCAAGGAGUUGGUGCUGAAAAAGAGCAACCCGGCAAAGUUCUCUUUGACCAAAAAGGGGUGGGAUUUAGCAAAGAAGCUUUAUGAGAAAUCCCAAGUUGAAUUACCCGAUAAUGUCUCGGAAACUGAUGAAGAUCCUGUAGAUCUAAAUCAGGACUGUUUGGAUGAGAUUUUCUUUGAAAGAACUGCACUCCCCAGAGUUGAAUCUUGUCCGGAACAACCUCAAACCGCCAAAACCCCUUUGCAAAAGUUCGCUACAGUUGCCUCCUGUAGCGGCAAAGGGUGCAAGAGAACCUUCGAAGAGAGCUGUAGGGCUUUUAGCAUGUCCCCCUACAGUUUCGACGUCAUUCUCUAUGUGGACACUAGCGAGACCUCAGGAUUCUCCAACAGCCACAAGGACGAACUGUUGCAACGUUUGAUCGAACACGGGGUCCAAUUUGAGGUGAAAAAGUUGAAAGUGAGCGAUUUCGUGUGGGUCAGUAGGGACAGAGGGUCGAACGAGGAACUCGUGUUACCUUAUGCCGUGGAGAGGAAGAGGAUGGACGAUUUCGCUUCUAGUAUUAAAGAUAAAAGGUACUACGAGCAAAAGUUCAGACUCAAAAAGUCCGGAAUAGAGAACCUGAUUUAUUUAGUGGAAAGUCACGGUAAUAAUCAGCACGUCGGACUGCCGCUUAAGAACUUGCAUCAAGCGGCCAGUAACACCGCGAUCCAAGAGAACUUCUUCGUAAAAUUCACGGAAAACACCAAAGAAACCGUCGAGUAUUUGGCGAACAUGUUCGGCACACUCAAGCGAAUAUUCGCGUCAAAAACCCUCUGCAGUUGCCCCAAAGACACUUAUAGACCGGUGGACCUUAACAGGGACUCGAUCGACCUAAUCACUUUCAAAGAAUUCCAGGAUAUAUCAAUUAAAAACAAGAGGGUGCAGCACGUGUCCGAUUUGUUCGUUAAAAUGUUGGUGCAAAUCAAAGGGUUGUCCGUGGAUAAGGCCUUGGCCGUAGUGAGAGUGUACCCCACUCCCCGGUCGCUUAAGACCCGCUACGAAAACUCGCCCCCCGGCGAAGGGGAGAGGAUGCUCGCGGGCAUUAAAUGCGGCAAUAAAUGCUUGGGGGUGGCACUCAGUAAAACCGUGUAUCGAGUUUUUCAGGAUGCGCAGUAUUGACGUCUCUUUCUAUUGCAUGUUAAAUAAAGUUUGUUUUGUG